GCAAUGGAUUUGAGAUGAUAUAAGUUACUGGGACUUUGUUCAAGUAGUUGAACUUUGAGGAAUAAUGAAAAUAAUUGUCUUUGAUUGAGUGUUUUUAUUUAAGAGUUCUGUUUUUUUUUUUUUUUUGUAUAAAUUGAGCUCUAAAUUUACUUAUCUGGGUCCCUUUUUCAACGGUGAUUGGGAUUCUUGGUUUGGAAGUUGAAACUCUUAUUAGAGAUUAUAAUGAAUUUGGGAAAGAUCUUUUUCGUGGGUUAGUCUUUUCAUAUAAAUAUAUUGUUGAAAAUGUGGGUGUUUGACACUUUUUUUAUAGACAUUUUGAGGCAUAUUUUAAAGUGAAACUGAAUCCACUAUACAAUUAUUAGUGAAAAAGUCUGAAUAGAUUUGUGUUCUCCUCACCUCAGUGAAUAUUUCAACAAUAUCUUUUUCUUAUAUAUUGAAGGUUGAAGCCCAAUUUACUACACACCGAUUUUGGUUUCUCUCUCUAUUCCCCUCCUCUCUCUAUUACAAUUCAGAUUUUGCAGUGGGGAAGAGGCAGAAGUGGAGGUUUAGCAAUGGACGAAGAGAACAUACUGAAAUUCGUGACAGCAUACCUGAAGAAGAAAGGUUUCAAGCAAACCGAGCAUGCUUUCCAGGAAGAACUUCACCAUAAUAAGACCACUCACAAUUCCUCUUCUCUGAUUUCUUCUACUUCCCAAUUCGAUGCCGAUAUCGCCAAGCAGCUUCUCUCCUUUUUCGAAUCGGAGAUUGGUCCAGUACAAUAUCAGGAUGGGUACAGCAAGUUGAGGUCAUGGACAUAUAGCUCCCUAGAUUUGUACAGGCACGAGUUGCUUCGCGUUCUAUAUCCGGUGUUUAUCCAUUGCUUUAUGGAUCUAGUUGCAAAUGGUCAUAUCCAAGAAGCUCGGGCAUUCUUCAAUAGCUUUCAUGAAGACCACGAAAUGAUGCACUUAUGCGACCUUCCGAAAUUGGAAGGAGUUCUCUCUCCAUCUCAUUUGGAGGAGAUGGAAUUUGCUCACUCUCUUAGACAAAGCAAAGUCAAUAUAAAGAUUUGUCAGUAUUCCUAUGAGCUUCUUCUGCAAUUUCUGCAUAAGUCUCAAUCUACCACUGUACUUGGUAUUAUCAAUGAGCAUAUCAACUUUCAAGUUUCUCCUGGACAGCCCAACUUAAUUUCUGAUGAUGCGGAGGCUGUUACAUUGACUGGCAGCAGCCAGGAUGCAGUCAGUCAGAUUAAUCAGAAGGAAAUACAUUGGGGGUUGCUGGAAGACUCUUUGGAAGAACGCUUGGAAAAGACUGGGGGUUUGCUUUCUGAUUCUGAAAAGGCAGAAGGAGAAACUAAAGAGUCGGAGUGGGAGGAAAAUAAGAAAAGAUCAGCAGAAGGAGGAAAGCAGGGCUCAUCAGUUAAAAAGCUGAAAAAAGACAAGGCAACGGGAGCAACAGGGAAAGCCACUCGUCCUAAGACAAACAUUGUAACUAUGGCACCAAGAGUCAAACCAGAGCUUCCUUUGCCUACAAUUUCAGUAGAGGUUGAGCAGUCUAUACUUGAUGACUUGAGAAACUGUGUACAGCUGAGCAGUGUUGCUCUGCCAUCCGUUAGUUUUUAUACAUUUAUCAAUGCACAUAAUGGUUUAAACUGUUCAACUAUAUCCCCUGACGGGUCAUUGGUUGCUGCUGGAUUUUCAGAUUCAUCGCUGAAGGGUGACGAUGAUGCAAAUCCAAAUGAGUUUGGUUCAAAUGGAGGAAAAAGACCCUAUACCUUAUUUCAGGGGCACUCAGGACCAGUUUAUUCAGCUUCUUUUAGUCCUAUGGGAGAUUGUAUACUUUCCUCUUCAGCCGAUUCAACAAUUCGGUUAUGGAGCACUGAACUAAAUGCAAAUCUUGUUUGCUACAAGGGUCAUAAUUACCCAGUAUGGGAUUAUAGUCCUGUAGGACACUAUUUCGCUAGUGCAUCACACGACCGGACAGCAAGGAUGUGGUCUAUGGAAAGAAUACAACCUUUGCCAAUAAUGGCAGGGCAUUUAUUUGAUGUUGAUUGUGUGCAAUGGCAUGCCAACUGCAACUACAUUGCCACUGGUUCUAGCGACAAAACAGUUCGACUGUGGGAUGUCCAGAGUGGGGAAUGUGUCAGAAUAUUCAUUGGUCACAGGAGCAUGGUCUUGUCUUUGGCAAUGUCAUCUGAUGGUCGUUAUAUGGCUUCUGGUGAUGAAGAUGGUGCAAUAAUGAUGUGGGAUCUUUCAAGUGGCCGAUGUGUUGCGCCUUUGAUGGGUCACACUUCGUGUGUGUGGACUCUUGCUUUCAGUGGUGAAGGUUCGGUUCUUGCAUCUGGGUCAGCUGAUUGCACUGUGAAACUAUGGGAUGUAUCAACAAGCACAAAAGUCUCAAAGACUGAGGAGAACAUAAGCGGGAAUACAAGUAGACUUCGAUCGCUGAAAACUCUACCAACAAAAUCUACCCCCAUCUAUAUAGUUUGCUGUUUUCUCGGAGAAAUCUUUUAUUCGGAGCUGGGGUCCUUUCCAAAGUUGUAUGAGAUAAUUUUUUUUCAUCUCUUUUUAGCUUUGGUGCAAUCACCAGGUCUAGUUAGCGUACAAAUUUGUUGUAUUAUUAUUUCAUUUUCUAGUUAAAUGGGAACAUAGUAGGGUGGUACAACAGACAUCGAGAAUGAGAAAAAGCCAUUAGUAAAUCUAACUGCCAUUAUUGAACUAUGAAAAUAACUCGCAUAAGUGAAACUCAUUUACAUAAAGGACACAUCAGAACGCAUAAUUGAUUACUGAAAUGUACCAUACAUUCAAGUUUUUUAUGCAAUGACACUUGAUUAGUUUAGUCAAA
Molecule: messenger RNA, 2820 nt
Organism: Humulus lupulus (European hop)
Lineage: Eukaryota; Viridiplantae; Streptophyta; Magnoliopsida; Rosales; Cannabaceae
Product: transcription initiation factor TFIID subunit 5-like
Exons: 18
Coding region: 552-2615 (687 amino acids)
Biological process (GO): transcription initiation at RNA polymerase II promoter
Cellular component (GO): transcription factor TFIID complex
Molecular function (GO): RNA polymerase II general transcription initiation factor activity; protein binding
Source: RefSeq, a predicted model, not a curated record